Tachyglossus aculeatus (Australian echidna) is the source of this 19333-nucleotide messenger RNA. RefSeq names its product adhesion G protein-coupled receptor V1 (gene ADGRV1). Gene Ontology annotation, biological process: negative regulation of adenylate cyclase activity; cell communication; cell surface receptor signaling pathway. The record is from RefSeq and is a predicted model, not a curated record. The transcript has 90 exons. NCBI's taxonomy places the organism in Eukaryota, Metazoa, Chordata, Mammalia, Monotremata, Tachyglossidae. The coding region runs from base 1 to 19323 and encodes 6440 amino acids. Gene Ontology annotation, molecular function: G protein-coupled receptor activity. Gene Ontology annotation, cellular component: membrane.
AUGCCCUCUGUUUCUUUUUUAGUUAAUCUGCUUUCAGCAUUAUUCAUCAGUUUUGCAUCCGGAGAAACAGAAGUAAGAUUUGCCGGGCAAACAGAAUUUGUCGUUAAUGAAACCACUACAACAGUUAUUCGUCUUGUUAUUGAAAGGAUAGGAGAGCCAGCGAAUAUCACGGCAAUUGUAUCGCUGUUUGGAGAAGACACUGGAGACUUUUUUGACACAUAUGCUGCUGCCUUCAUACCUGCUACAGAAGCAAAUAGGACUGUCUAUAUAUCUGUUUGUGAUGAUGACGUUCCAGAGGCUGACGAAACAUUCAUUUUCCACUUGACAUUACAAAAACCAUCAGCGAAAGUACAACUUGGAUGGCCCAGGUCUGUUACUGUGACAAUAUUGUCAAACGACAAUGCUUUUGGAAUAAUUUCAUUCAACAUGUCUUCCUUAAUUGUAGUGAAUGAACCCAGGGGCAGAAACGAAUCAGUGCCUCUCACCCUAAUUAGAGAAAAGGGAACUUAUGGAACCGUGACCGUGACUUUUGAGGUAGAAGGUGGUCCAAACCCACCUGAAGAGGACUUAAGCCCAGUCAAAGGAAAUAUCACCUUCCCUCCUGGCAAAGCCGUCGUCGUUUAUAACCUGACAAUACUUGAUGAUCAGAUACCAGAAAACGAUGAAACCUUUUUUGUUGAACUAAAAAGUGUAGAGGGAGGAGCAAAGAUCAGCACUACACAGAACUCUAUUCAAAUUAUCAUUAGGAAAAAUGAUAGUCCAGUACGCUUCACCCAGAGUGUGUAUAUGGUGCUGGAGGAAGAUGAGGUACUCACAAUUCCAGUGGUUCGUGGCAAAGAUGAGGGCGGAAACAUUAUUGGAUCUGAAGAAAAUGAAGUCUCUCUCCGUUACACCAUUGUGACUGGGAAUUCUACAGCUCAUGCCCAGCAAAAUUUAGAUUUCCUUGAUCUUCAGCCGAACACCACUAUUAUUUUCCUACCCUUUGUUCAUGAAGUGUAUUUAAAGUUUCAAAUCGUCGAUGAUGCUGUACCAGAAAUUGCAGAGUCUUUUCACAUUGCACUACUCAAGGACACCAUACAAGGAGAUGCUGUAGUGCUGAGUCCUUCUACUGUUCAGGUCACCAUUAAGCCUAAUGAUAAGCCCUAUGGAGUGCUGUCAUUCAACAGUGUCUUGUUUGAGCAGACAGUGAUCAUUGAUGAAGACCAAAUAACAAGGUUUGAUGAAAUCACGGUGGUCAGAAAUGGUGGAACGCAUGGAAAUGUUUCGGUGAACUGGGUUUUAACUCGCAACAGCAGUGAUCCAUCCCCAGUAACCACAGACAUCACACCCGGGUCAGGCGUUUUACAUUUCGCACAAGGGCAGAUGCUGGCCACUCUUCCUCUGACUGUCAUUGAGGAUGAUUUCCCUGAAGAAGCAGAAGCCUAUUGCCUUCAAAUUUUGCCCCAGACAGUACGAGGAGGUGCCGAAGUGAUGGAGCCCACCAAACUUUUGUUCUACAUCCAAGACAGUGAUGAUGUUUAUGGUUUAAUAACAUUUUACCCUUUGGAAAACCAGAGGAUUGAAAGUAGCCCAAGUGGACGGUUUUUAUCCUUGAGUUUUUCAAGACAAGGAGGAACUAAAGGAAUUGUGAAGAUGAUUUAUUCUGCACUUUACAUUCCUGCUGGAAUUGUGGACCCUUCACGAGCAAAAGAUGGCAUCUUGAAUGUAUCUGCGAGAAACAGCCUCAUCUUCCCAGAGCAGAAAAUCCAAGUUAAAACCAAAUUACCAAUAAGAAAUGAUGCAUUCCUUCAAAAUGGGGCCCAUUUCUUAGUACAGCUGGAAGCUGUAGAAUUGGUGAAUAUCAUUCCUCCAAUCACCCCCAUAAGUCCCAGAUUGGGUGAAAUCUGCAACAUUUCCUUGCGUGUUACUCCAGACAUUGCAAAUGGAGAAAUUGGCUUUACCAGCAAUCUCCCCAUCAUCCUUCAUGAACCAGAAGAGUCUACAGCUGAGAUGGUAUAUGUUGCCUUACAUCGAGAUGGAACUGAUGGUCAAGCCAUUGUGUUUUGGAGUUUGAAGCCCUCUGGCUCCAAUGCAAAAGCAGUGACAGUUGAUGACAUAGAUCCUUUCAAUGGCUCUGUUGUGUUUCUCUCUGGACAAAGUGACUUAACAAUCAACAUUACCAUCAAAGCUGACGAUGUACCAGAAAUGAAUGAAACAGUCACUCUUUCUUUGGACAGGGUAGAAACCGAAAGGUUUGUCGUAUAUUUUGGGAUAAGUGUGGAAAAUCAGAUCCUUAAAUCUGGAUUUACUAGCCGAGAUAUAACCAUUUUGGAAAACGAUGACCCCGGGGGAGUUUUUGAGUUUUCUCCUGCUUCCAGAGGACCCCAUGUUAUAAAAGAAGGGGAAUCUGUUGAACUCAAGAUUAUCCGCACCAGAGGUUCACUUGUCAGGCAAUUCCUACACUACAGGGUGGAGCCAAAAGACAGCAAUGAAUUCUAUGGAAACACAGGUGUCCUGGAAUUUAAGCCAGGUGAAACGGAGAUUGUGAUUACACUGCUUUCAAGAAUGGAUGGGAUCCCAGAGUUGGACGAACACUACUCUGUGAUCCUCAGCAGCCAUGGCGACAGGGUUAGCAAGCUGGGAAGUGCCACUGUAGUCAACAUAACUAUCCUGGAAAAUGAUGAUCCUCAUGGGGUGAUAGAGUUUGUUUCAUAUGGAAUGACAGUAACCAUAAAUGAGAGCAAAGGGGAAGAGGUGUUUGCCGCUGUGUAUGAAAUAAUAAGGAACCAAGGCAACUUUGGGAAUGUUAGUAUAUCCUGGGUCGUCAUGCCAGACUCUACUUAUGAUGUUUAUCCUGCUGAAGACACUCUCUUCUUUGGAGAUCAAGAGUUUUCAAAGAAUAUAACCAUCUACUCCUUGCCAGACGAGAUACCUGAGGAAAUGGAAGAAUUCACAGUUAACCUUUUCAAUGCUACUGGUGGAGCCCGAAUGGGAAAUAUAACCACAGCAAUACUGCGGAUUCGUAAAAAUGAUGACCCAAUUUAUUUUGCAGAGCCUCUCGUAGUGCGCAUUCAGGAAGGUGGUAUUGCUAACUUUACAGUUCUGAGGAAUGGAUCUGUUGACACUGCUUGCACGGUUCAAUAUGCCACCGUGAAUGGGAGAGCUUCUGCUGAGGAAGGAGACUUUAUUGCUGUGGAAAAGGGUGAAAUGCUCAUUUUUGAUAUUGGGAGAAGAGAACGGAGCAUAUCUGUAUAUGUUAAUGAAGAUGGUAUCCCUGAAACAGAUGAGCCAUUUUACAUCAUCCUCUUUAACUCAACAGGUGACACAGUGGUAUAUAAGCAUGGGAUAGCUACCAUUAUUAUUGAAGCUAAUGAUGACCCAAAUGGCAUUUUUUCCCUGGAACCUGUAGAUAAGACAGUAGAAGAAGGAGAGACUAAUGAUUUCUUGAUUUUGAGGAACAGAGGACACUUUGGAAACAUCUCUUUGACCUGGCAGUUGUUCAGGAAUGAUACUGCUUUGGAACCUGGUCAAGAGUUCUACGAAACGUCUGGGACUGUCUGGUUCCUGGAUGGUGAAGGAUCCAAAACACUAACUCUGCAGGCUUUUCCAGACAAAAUUCCCGAAUUUAAUGAACAUUUUAUUCUCAAACUCACCAAUGUCUCAGGUGGGUUCCCAGACUCCGGUGGCCAGCUUGCAGAAAGCAAUCUCCAGGUGAUGGUAACGAUUCCAUUUAACGACGAUCCCUUUGGAGUCUUUGUGAUAGAUCCCAAGAGCCAAGACCUGGAAAUAGCCGAAGAUGUCCUCUCAGAGGACGAUAUGUCGUAUGUUGCCAGCUUUACUGUCUGGAGGCAGCAGGGUACCUUUGGAGAUGUCCGACUGGGCUGGGAAAUACUGUCCCGUGAGUUCAGUGCCGGGUUACCGCCGAUGAAAGACUUUUUGUUGCUUGGCCAUUUCGCCAACUCCGUGCAGGCCCAGCCUCACAGGAGGCGUCCUCACAGUGGAACAGACGCCUUGUACUUUAGUGGAACAGGAGAUGCAUUCGGCACCGUUAGUCCAGAAUACCACGCUCCUAGGAAUAAUUCAAUCGCCAGCUUCACGUUUUCAGCUUGGGUGGUGCCUGAUGCCAAUACCAACGGAUUUGUUAUUGCAAAGGAAAGUAGCAGCGAUGCCAUCUACUAUGGUGUGAAAAUUCAAACCAAUGAGUCUCAUGUGACCCUCAUGCUUCAUUACACCACCGUGGGCUCCAAUGUGACCUUUGUUGCCGAGACAACGGUCAUGAAAUACUUGGAAGAAAAUGUUUGGCUCCAUCUUCUCAUUAUCCUGGAUGAUAGCAUAAUUGAGUUCUACCUUGAUGGAAAUCCAAUGCCCAGAGGAAUCAAGAGCUUGAAAGGAGAAGCAAUUGCUGAUGGUCCUGGGAUAUUGAGAGUUGGUGCAGGGGUGCAUGGUACAGACGAGUUUACUGGGCUCAUGCAGGAUGUGAGAUUGUAUGAGCGCAAAUUAAACAGAGAAGAAAUCUACGAACUUCACGCCACCCCGGCAAAGACUGAUUUGCACCCCAUUUCUGGCUAUCUGGAGUUCCGGCAGGGAGAAACCAAUAAGUCAUUCAUUGUUUCUGCAAGAGAUGAUAAGGAAGAGGAAGGAGAAGAAUUAUUUAUUCUAAAACUAGUGUCAGUCCAUGGCGGAGCUCGUGUUUCCCAGGAGAACAGCACUGCGAGGUUGAGAAUACAAAAGAGUGACAAUGCCAAUGGGUUGUUUGGCUUUACAGGUGCCUGUAUACCUGAGAUUGCAGAGGAGGGAUCCACAGUUUCAUGUGUUGUGGAGCGGACAAGGGGGGCCCUGGAUUACGUGUACGUGUCUUACACCAUCUCUCAGGUCGAUACGGCCAACAUUCAUUACCCUGUGGACGAUUUUGCAAAUGCAAGUGGAACUAUCACUUUCCUCCCUUGGCAAAGAUCAGAGGUGUUGAAUUUGUACGUUGUUGAUGAUGAUCUCCCAGAGCUGAAUGAAUAUUUUCGUGUAACACUGGUGUCUGCAGUCUCUGGAGAUGGCAAACUUGGUUCAACCCCCACCAGUGGAGCAAGUAUCGACGUAGAAAAGGAAACUACAGAUAUCACCGUCAAAGCUAGUGAUCACCCAUAUGGUUUGCUGCAGUUUUCUGUGGGAAUGCCUCCUAGAGCUGGUGAUAAAAUGAUUCGACCUGCGUCCAGCAUCCCACAUAUUACCGUGAAAGAGGAAAUUGGACAAGUCAGGUUACUUGUGGUCCGAGCUCAAGGCCUUCUGGGAAAAGUUCUGGUAAAAUACAGAACAGUUUCUUUGACAGCUUACAGCCCUAAGGAUUAUCAGAGCAGUGAAGGCACACUGGAAUUUCAGCCAGGAGAAAGAUAUAAGCACAUUGCUGUCAACAUCACGGACAAUUCUGUUCCAGAACUGGAAAAAUCUUUUAAGGUUGAGUUGCUUAACUCAGAAGGAGGAGUUGCUGAAUUGUUUCAGUUUGAUGGCAGUGGGAGUGGUGAUGGGGACCUGGAAUUCUUCCUUCCGUCUGUGCACAGGCAUGCCAGUCUUGGAGUAGCAUCCCAAAUGAUUGUGACUAUUGAAGCCUCCGACGAUGCUCAUGGUGUGUUUGAGUUCAGCACUGAGUCGCUCCAUGUCAAUGGAACGGAACCCGAAGAUGGUUACAGCACAGUUAUAUUGCAGGUUGUGAGAAGACACGGAGCUUUGUCUCAAGUAAUUCUACACUGGAACAUUCCCAGUGAUCCUUUUGGAGAUCUGUUCUUCACCUUUGGACAUAUCACUUUUGCAACUGGACAGAUGUGUGCAAACUUAACAGUUGAAAUCUUGCAUGAUGAAGUUCCUGAACUGGAUAAAGUGUUUUCUGUCCUAAUCGUGAAUGUUUCCAAUGGUCGGCUGGGUCUUCAUACAAAUGCAACACUGACAGUCCUGGCAAGUGAUGAUCCAUUUGGACUUUUCAUCUUUUCAGAGAAAAACAGACCAAUUGAAGUUGAGGAAGUAACCCAGAACAUCACUCUAUCAAUAGUCAGGUUACGUGGUCUUAUGGGAACAGUCAUGGUCACAUACCGAACCAUGGAUGAUCGGGUAAAACCACCUUAUUUUGCAUCUAAUGUUGCCAGAGCAACUCAAGGAAUAGACUAUAUACCCAUUUCUGGAUUUGUAGUUUUCAACGCCAACAGGAGUGAGGCAACAAUAACUAUUUCAAUUCUGGAUGACGAUGAACCAGAAAAAUCAGAAUCUGUCUUUAUUGAGCUAUUCAACGUUACUUUAAUAGAAAAAGUACAGCAUCGACCAAUUGCAAAUUCCCCACGUCUUGGACCAGAGAUGCACACCAUAGCCCAUUUAAUUAUAAAUGCCAAUGAUGAUGCUUUUGGGACACUUCAGCUCUCAGCAUCAAGCGUGCGAGUUGCUGAAAAUCACGUUGGGCCUAUUAUCAAUGUGACAAGAACAGGUGGAGUCUUUGCCGAUGUUUCGGUGAAGUUUAAAGCCGUGCCAAUCACUGCGAUAGCAGGUGAAGACUACAGCAUAGCCUCAUCCGAUGUCGUCUUGCUAGAAGGUGAAACGAGCAAAGCUGUGCCAAUAUACAUUAUCAAUGACAUCUACCCUGAGCUGGAAGAAUCUUUUCAAAUACAGCUAUUGAAUCAAACCACAGGUGGAGCCAAACUUGGGACUUUAACUCAGGCAAUCAUAACGAUCGAGGCCUCUGAUGACCCUUUUGGAUUAUUUGUUUUUCAGAUUACUAAACUCACUGUCGAUGAACCCGAGUUCAAUUCAGUGAAGGUAAUCCUGCCGAUAAUCCGCAAUUCUGGGACACUCGGCAAUGUUACUGUUCAAUGGGUUGCCACCAUUAAUGGACAGCUUGCUACUGGCGACCUGCGAGUUGUCUCAGGUAAUGUGACCUUUGCCCCCGGGGAAACCAUUCAAACCUUGUUGUUAGAGGUCCUGGCUGACGACGUUCCGGAAAUUCAAGAGGUUAUUCAAGUGAAGCUUACUCAGGCCUCUGGUGGAGGUUCUAUUGGAACAGAUCGAGUGGCAAAUAUAACUAUCCCUGCCAAUGAUAAUCCUUAUGGCACUGUUGCUUUUCGACAGUCUGUGUAUCGUGUUCAAGAGCCUCUGGAAAGAAGUUCCUGCGUUAACAUAACCGUCAAGAGGAGUGGAGGACGAUUUGGACAGCUGCUGCUAUUCUAUAGUACCUCAGAGAUUGAUGUCGUGGCUCUUGCGAUCGAGGAAGGCCAGGAUGUAUUCUCCUAUUAUGAGCCUCCAACCCAAAGUGUUCCUGACGGACAUUGGAGGACUUGGGUGAAUGUUUCUGCAGCUGUGGAUCCUCAGCACACCUGUGCUGUUCUUUGUCUUAAAGAACAAGCCUGUUCAGCUUUUUCUUUUUCUGAUGCCUCCGCAACCCCCCUGUGUUUCUGGCUGACACCGGAGAUGGGCCUAACCAGCAACUACUCGGGAUUUCGGACCUAUCGAAAGAACGCUACCAGCGUAUCUUCCCUGUUUAGUAGGCAGGCCGUGGCCGGUAGCGACUACGAGCCCGUGACCAGGCAGUGGGCCAUCAUGAGAGAAGGAGACGAGUUUGCAAACCUCACCGUUUCUAUCCUUCCCGAUGACAUCCCCGAGUUCGACGAGAGUUUCCUCAUCUCCCUUCUAAAGGUUGAGCUCAUGAACGGAUCAGCCGGCUUGGAAAUCCAGCCAUCUGUCGGACAGCCAAACAUCUCUACGGUGGUCAUAGCGCUGAAUGGUGAUGCCUUUGGAGUGUUUGUGAUCUACAGCAUCAGCCCCAAUACAUCCGAGGAUGGGCUCUAUGUGCGAGUUGAAGAAGAGCCCCAAAGCUCGGUCCAGCUGUUGAUCCACAGGACUGGGGGUAGCCUUGGUCAGGUGCUUCUGGAGUGGCGUGUUGUGGGUGGAACAGCUAUCAGUUCGGUGGAUUUUAUAGGGGAAGGCGAUAUUCUGACUUUUGCAGAAGGGGAGACCAAAAAGACCAUUACUUUGACCAUUUUAGAUGAUUCGGAGCCAGAGGAUGAUGAAAGCAUUGUAGUCGGCUUAGUCUACACAGAAGGGGGAAGUAGGAUCCUGCCCAGCUCGGACACUGUCACCGUGAUCAUUUUGGCCAAUGAUCAUGUUGCAGGAAUCAUUAGCUUUCAUACAACUUCCAGAUCUGUCAUUGGGCUUGAAGGAGAAACAUUGCCAUUCCAUGUUCUGAGGACUCCCCCCGGGCGAGGAAACGUUUCAGUGAACUGGAAAAUUAUUGGGGAGCGAGUAGAGCAGAACUUUCUUAAUUUUACAGGAGAGAUCUUCUUUCCCGAGGAGUCCUUGAACCAAACAUUUUUCGUGCAUUUGUUGGAUGACCAUAUUCCUGAGGAAAAGGAGGAAUAUCAAGUAAUUCUGUACAAUAUCAACACACAGGGAACCUCUUCAGCAGGAAUGGCUAUCCUCGACAGCCAAGGCUACGAAGCUGUCUUAACAGUGGAGGCCAGUGAUGAACCACAUGGAGUUCUGAAUUUUGCUCCUUCAUCCAGAAUGGUUUUUGUGCAAGAGGCCAACAGAACUGUCCAGCUUUUCAUCAACAGAGAGUUUGGGUCACUAGGGGUUAUCAACGUUACAUAUGCAACAGUUCCUGGAAUGCUCAAUGUACAGAAUCAGACAGAAGGUCACCUGGCUGAAGCUGGGGUUGAUUUUGUGCCAGUGGUUGGCUCCUUGCUUUUGUGGGAAAGGGAAACAUCAGCUGCCAUAAACAUUACUAUCCUAGAGGAUGACAUACCGGAACUGCAAGAAUAUUUCCUGGUUAAUUUAACUUCAGUAGAACUUAUCAUGGCUCCUCUGACUUCAUUUCCUCCAAGACUUGAUGCAGAAGGCCUGACUGCUCAGAUUAUUAUUGAUGCCAAUGAUGGAGCCAGAGGAGUCAUCGGGUGGCAAAGUACCAGGUUUGAAGUAAAUGAAACUCAAGGAAGUGUAACCUUAGUCGCCUACAGGGACAGAGGGGCCUAUGGCAGUGUGUCCUUAUUCUUGUAUGGUCAGAAUUUGGAAGCACAGCUGGGAAGGGAUUAUAACAUUACCCCAACGGUUCUUCAUUUUGCUGAUGGGGAAAGGUAUAAAACUGUUGAUGUCAUGAUUCUUGAUGAUGAGAUUCCUGAAGGAGAUGAGACGUUUCAGGUUAUUUUAACUAAUCCCUCCCUUGGACUGGAGCUGGGAGAGAAUACGACAGCCUUGAUUACCAUCCUCGCCAACGAUGAUGGGCCUGGAGUUUUAUCUUUUAACAACAGUGAGCACUUUUUCUUGAGAGAACCAACAGCUCGCUUUGUAGAAGAAAGCGUUGCGGUGUUGCACAUUGUCCGGGAGCCUGCCCAAGGACUGUUUGGAACUGUGACAGUUCAGUUUGUUGUGACAGAGAUCAACUCUUCAGAGGUGUCUGAAGAUCUGACUCCUUCAGAAGGAUUCAUCGUGCUGGAAGAAGGGGUUCGAUUUAAGGCUUUGCACAUUUCUGCUGUAUUGGAUUCAGAACCAGAAAUGGAUGAACAUUUCAUUUGCACUUUGUUUAACCCUACUGGAGGAGCUAGAUUGGGGAUGCCUGUGGAAACAAGGAUAACAGUCUUACAGAACCAAGCCCCCCUUGGACUGUUCAGUAUCUGUGCAGUAGAAAAUAGAGCCACCUCCAUAACCGUGGAAGAAGCCAACAGGACAGUUUAUUUGAAUGUGUCCCGAAGUAACGGGUUGGAUUCUACCGUGAGUGUGGAAUGGGAGACACUCUCUGAAACUGCUUUUGGCAUGAAGGGAGCGGAUGGUGUGUUGUCCGUCCUUCAAAGUUUUUUGGAUGAGCCAGCUUCUAGUUGGUGUUUCUUCACAUUAGAUGAAUCUUUGUAUGGUAUAAUGUUAAGAACAUCUUCAGCAGGAAUUUCCUCUCUCUACCGAUGGCAAGGCAUUUUUGUUCCUGUUGAGGAUUUUAGCAUCCGGAGUCCACAUAGCUGUGUGGUGUUCAAUGUCAGUGGCUCUCCUUACCUCGUGAUUACGCACCGAGAAACACAUCAAGAAAAACCUUCUCUAAAUGCCAUAUACACCUUCGCACCAGAGUUAAGAUUACUCCUGGUGCAAACCAUCAGAGUUGCAGAAAGCAAUGCAGUAAAACAUUUUACAUCCGACAACCAGGAUUAUUUGAUUGUUGCCAGCCAAGGUGAUGAUUCGGAGUCAACUCAGAUCUUUCAUUGGAAUGGUGAAAUCUUUGUGUGGCAUCAAAAACUCCCUGUCCACGGAGUGCUGACCGUGGCCCUGUUUUCCAGAGGAGGAAGUGUGUUCCUAGCGGUCUCCCCAUCUGACAACGGGCUGAAUUCUCUUUUGUUCAGAUGGUCGGGGAGUGAGUUUAGGAAAUUUCAGGAAAUAUCUGCCACAGGGACAACAGCAAUGGAGGCACUGACUUCAGGAGAUGAUGUUUAUUUAAUUUUUGCUAAAGAAGGAGCCAGGAAUGCCAUAGAUAUUCACGUGUGGGAGGCAGGGCGUUCUUUUUUCACCUCUCUUCAAACCCUGGACUUUGGGACAGCACACAGGAUCCACUCCUUCAUGCCUGCUUCAGGGAGAGUCCAUAUACUCCUUGCUGGCAAAGAAGAAUCAGCACUCUACUACUGGAGUCCAAAGUUGAAUCAGUUCUCAUUCAUGUUAAGAGCACCCCCUGCUAACAGCUUUGCUUCAGUUUCUUUGAGGUCCCGUAAUUCAAGCAAAAGUCUGAUUGCUCUAGCAGGAGAAGUUCAUUCUCAAAUUUUUGAACUGACCUACAUUUCUAAUCAAUCAGACUUCAUUCCUAGUUCAGGCGAAUUGAUAUUUGGACCUGGGGACAGGGAAGCCAUAAUAGCAGUCAACAUCCUUGAUGAUGUAAUCCCCGAGGAGGAAGAAUCUUUCCGUGUGUGGCUUAAAAAUCCUCGAGGGGGAGCAGAGAUCGGUAUCAAUGAUUCCGUAACAAUAAUUAUUCCGCCCAAUGAUGAUGCCUAUGGAUUGAUUGCAUUUGCUCAGACUUCUUUGCAUAAGCAAAUGGAGGAAAUGCACCAAGAUAGCUUGAUUACCUUGAGUGUUGAACGAUUGAGAGGAACUCAAGGCCGGUUAACUGUGGAGUGGGAAGCUGAUGGAAGCCCUAGUGAUCGAUUUCCCACAUCAGGAGUGAUUAUGUUUUCCGAAGGCCAGUCUCUGGCCACGAUCACCCUGACCAUCCUCGCCGACGACAUCCCAGAAUUUUCAGGGGCAGCUACCGUCACUCUCGUCCAAGUUACCACAGUGGGUAUUAAGGACCCUUCAAGAGGUGCUACCAUUGAUCCGAGACGGAAGAGGGCUGUGAUCACCGUUCUGCCAAGUGGCUCGCCUCAUGGCGUCAUUGGCUGGCACCCUGAAUCUCUCUUUGUAAGAGUAGCAGAGCCUGAAGGAAAUGCCACCGUGGUUAAUUUAAAAAUUGUUCGAGAACAAGGAUUUGCUGGAGACAUUGCGAUCCAGUUGGCUUCGCAACCCAAUUUUUCACUGCAUCCCGCUAAUCGAGCCAUUGAACAUCAAGAUUACCUGGUCCACGAGAAAUUACUAAUCAUGGCAGAAAAUGCAAAUGUGACUCAUGUGAAAGUAAUCAUCAUGCCGGAUGAUAUUCCAGAAUUAGAGGAAGGAUUUGUUAUUAAUAUUACUGAUGUGCAACUAGUAGAGUCUUCUCCAUCUGGAGAACACCCACGAGUGAAGAGGCCUGGGCUAGAAAUAGCUGAAGUAGUGAUCAGUGAAAAUGAUGAUCCUGGAGGUGUAUUUCAUUUCAGCAUCGCUAGGGAUCUAAAUGGAGCCGUUGCUGGCUUUGAGGUCCCUCCACCACUGAACCUAUUAAGGCUGCCAGUGGUUCGGGGGGCCGGAGCGUUCGGUAUCGUGACGGUCUUCUGGGAAGCGACACCCGCUAGUGCAGGCCUGGAAGACUUCACACCAUCUCAUGGGACCCUCAUCUUUGAGGAUGGACAAGCCACUGCAAUGAUAGAAAUCACAAUAAUCGAUGAUGAAGAGGUUGAAUUUUUGGAGAUGUUUAACGUUACCUUAUUGGGAGUGACUGGAGGUGCUCGGCUUGGGGAUGACAUUGUGGUGACUGUGAUUAUCCCAUCUAAUGACUCCCCAGGUGGAGUAUUUGGAUUUAGAGAACAGACCGUAACGGUCCACGAGGCCCAGUUCCCGGGUGACCCAGCUGCACUUGUGACAUUAACAGUCGUUCGGAGCCCUGGAGGAACUGGCGUAGUCCAGCUCGAAUGGACUCUGGACGAGGGUGCCAAAGAUGACCUCAGUCCUCUGACUGGAACCCUUCACUUUGAUGAGACUGAAUACCAGAAGACCAUUGUACUCUAUGCCCUUGCGGAUGCUGUGGUGGAGAGGGAUGAGAGCUUCAUCAUUCAGUUAACAUCUCUCGAGGCUGAAAUAUCUCCAGUAUAUGGAAAAGCGACUGUUACCAUCCUCGGGGAGAGAGGUGCAGCAGGAGAAGUUGGGAUAGCACCAUCAUCCAGCCAGGUUCUCAUCGGGGAGCCUUCAGCUAAAUAUAAUGGAACUGCCCUAAUCAGUUUGGAGCGUGGGCUCAGGAGUGUUGGUGAAGUCACAGUGUAUUGGAAAAUAACACCCCCUCACGAGGCAGAAUUUGCGGAGACGUCAGGAAUGGUGAUAAUGCGAGAUGGACAGGCUACAGCUACCAUAAUAAUUCAGGCCUUGGAUGAUGACUUACCUGAGGAAAGGCACUUGUACCAAUUUCAGCUCACUGGGAUCAGUGAGGGAGGAGUCCUGAAUGAAUCUAGCAAAACAGCCUGGAUCACAAUGGCUGCUAGCGAUUUCCCCUAUGGCUGGUUUGGCUUUUCACACGAACUGCUCCAGACCUCAGAAGUAGAACAGAUGGUUAACGUCACCGUAAUCCGCUCUGGUGGACAUUUUGGCCAAGUGAAACUCUGGUAUCAAACCUCAAGUGGGACAGCCGAGGCAGGGUUGGAUUUUACUCCUGCUUUUGGGGAACUUCUGUUUGAGCCAAAGGAGGAAACAAAAGUGAUACACAUUGAAAUCCAUGAUGAUGAGCUUCCCGAGGGCCCCGAAGAAUUCUCUCUAGCAAUUACGAAAGUGGAACUCCAGGGAAGUGGGUACGAUUUUGCUAUGAGAGAAAAUGGACUUCAAGUGGAUCAACCUCCUGAGAUUGGAAACAUUUCCACCAUUCGGAUCAUAAUUAUGAAAAAUGACAAUGCAGAGGGUGUCAUUGAAUUCGAUCCAGAGUAUUCCGCUAUUGAAGUGGAAGAAGAUAUUGGAAAGAUCAUGAUUCCAGUGAUGAGACUACAUGGAACUUAUGGCAACGUUUCAGUGGAGUUUAUCUCCCGAAGUAUAUCUGCCCUUCCAGAGGGAGUGGAUUACAGUGUCGAAGGCCAUUCAGUCAUCUUUCUCCAUGGACAGAACCAGAGUUUUAUCGUUGUCACCAUCGUCGAUGACAGUGAAAGCGAAUUUGCCGAGCAGUUUGCAAUCCAGCUGGUUGGAGCGUCUGGUGGAGCAGUGCUGGGGCACCAUCUAGUGAGUCGCAUCACCAUUGCCGAGAGUGACUCGCCCUACGGGAUUGUGCGGUUUCUCAACCAGAGCAAAAUUACUCUCCCCAACCCCAACUCCACGCUACCUUUGCCUCUGGUGCUGGAGAGGACCGGAGGGCUCUUGGGAGAGAUUCAGAUUGAUUGGAACAUUCUCGGACCGAAUUCGCAGAAAGUCCUACCUGCCUUGAACAGUGAUAUUGGAGAGCCAGUGAGUGGAUCCUUUUAUUUUGGCGAGGGAGAAGCCGGCUCGAGGACCCUAAUUCUGACCAUUUAUCCUCAUGAAGAAAUUGAAGUUCAAGAAGUCUUCAUUGUACAGCUUUACCUUGUGGAAGGGGAAACUGAGCUAGAUCCCCUUGCAAAAGAUGUCACGUUAAUAAUUCAAAAGUUUGGUGAUCCAAAUGGAGUGAUCCAGUUUGCUCCUCAGUCUUUAAUCAAGCAGAACUAUACGGAGCCAUCCACGGAGGAAGGACCACAGAACAUUACAUUCCUUGUCAAACGAACCCAGGGUGUUUUGGGGGAUCUGAUGGUACAUUGGGAACUGAGUAGCGACUCUGAUAUCGCCACGGACUUCCUCGCUACAAGAGGGUUCCUCGUCAUGGCCGACGGGGAGAGCUCAGCCCGCUUGGUUUUGCAGCUGCUGCCCGACGACGUGCCGGAGUUGGAGGAGGAGUACGUGCUCCAGCUGGUCUUGGUGGAAGGUGGAGCGGAUCUGGACCGGGAGAGAAGCCUCACGAGGUUCUCUGUCUUGGCCAACGGUGACCCACACGGAGUGUUUGCCUUAUACCCAGGGCGGCAGAAGGUUGUGGCGGAGAGGGACCUGAGUCGCCACAUCCGAGUUCACGUGACCCGCCUGGCGGGGACGUUUGGCAGGGCGGCCGUGGACUAUCGAGUCUCGUCUGAGCACCGGGGGCAGCCGAUGACAGAGUACACAGAGGGGCGCCUGGUCGUCGGAGAGGGCCGCAGUUAUGGAGUAGCCACGGUGCCGAUAAUUAACCAGGUGUUUCUGCCAGUGGGUUUUAACUUCACCCUCGAACUGUUGGACGUGGUCCUCGUUGAUGGAAAGGCCUAUGGCACGCCGAAGAUAGAGGAAGAAUCCAAGUUCGCUGUUCUUCCUGUCCCCGAGGACGCUGCUAAUUCUGAGGUGGGCUUCACAGCCACUGCUUUUCGACUCACAAGCAUUGAUGCGGGCACAAGCCUUGCUGUCAUAUCCAGAAAAGGCUCAUUUGGCUAUGUUUCUGUUACUUGGAACUCUGGGUACCUGCCUGGUUUUAUUCCUGAGUUUGUUCAUUUAGGCAACAUUACCCCAGGAUUUGGUGUUCUUACGUUUUCUCAUGGAGAACAAAGUAAAGACAUUUCUCUGCGCGUCACUCCGAGCCCUGGUAGACCAGAGGUAUUUGCCCUUCAUCUCUCCGCAGUGCAGACCAACGUAUCUGGUGGGGCCCGGCUGAGAUCAGACUUCACGGUGGCUGAAAUUGAACCAAUGGGAGUCUUUCAGUUUGCCCCAGACUCAAGAUCUGUGGUAGUGACAGAAGAUGCACCAAAAGCCAGAUUACACAUCCAGAGAUUGUUUGGUUUCCGUGGUGAUCUUAUAAAACUGAUCUAUCAGACCUCUGAGGGAAGUGCCAAGCCAUUGGAAGAUUACAGUCCUGUUCAAAAUGGUGAACUGUUAUUUAAAAAUUUCCAGACUGAUAUUGACUUUGAAAUCACCAUCAUCGACGAUAGACUUCCUGAGACGGAAGAAGUUUUUUAUGUCAAUCUGACGUCUGUCGAGCCCAUUGGACUCCAACAAUUUGAUUCCAGUUGGAGGCCACGUUUUAAUGCAGAUUUCAGUGUUGCGGUCAUCUCCAUAUUGGACAACGAUGGCAGAAGUGGGGUUGAUGCUUCUGAACCUGAAUUAGCUGUUGUUGAUGGGACCGUCCCGGCCACUGCAGGGAGAACCGUCUGGGAGGGAGCCCCCACUGGGGUCCCCGACCUAGCUGUCACAGCUGUCUUUGGGGAGAUUGGUGUCGAAGUGGCUCAGAAGACGGACACUGCAGCUGGCUUCAGGGUAACCGAUGCAGGUGCUGUCUCUGUGGCAACUCCCACUGCGGCCCUUCCUGAGGAAGCCAAGACUGCUAUGGCCCCCGAAACAACGGAGGUGGUUGUAGUUCCUGAGGCCCCCUCCGUCGUCGUGGUCACUGAAACUGCAGUCAGCCCCGGGACCACGGAGGCUGCUUCUGUCCUCAAGGUGACGGAGACAAGCGGGACCGUUGUGGCCUCUUUGGCAACCACAAUUGCUGCCACCGUCCCCCGGGUGACAGUGACUCCUGCCAUCCCUAAACCAAUUGAUGAAGUCACUGUCUCUGAUGUAGGCUUUUUUUCCAUGGCAACUGUCAUUUCCACCGUCUCCAGGACAACAGACAUGAUGCUUAUCCCUGAAGUCCCUGACAGCAGUAUCUUAGAGGGCUCUGAUGAAGCCAUUUUCCCUGGAGGACCUGGGCUGUCCAUCCUCUCUGAAGCAACUGAAACAGUCUCGGAUGAGGAAAUGGAUGCAGCAGUGGCUGAGACCACCAAGAAUGGAAUAUUUAGUCUUGGGCCAUCGUUCAUUUACACUGAAGAAGGCAUGAAUAACAGCUUCCCCAGUGUAGUGGAAAUUCUGAUCCGAAGGACCCAAGGGUGGACUGGUAACGUUAGCCUAACGGUGAAGACUUUUGGGGAAAUUAGUGCCCAGCGUGGACUAGGAGAAGUUCCCUUCAGGGUCACCCAUGGAAUUUCUAACAUUACCUGGGCCACCGAAGGAGAGGAUUUUGAAGAGCUCUCUUUUCUCCUUACGUUUAUGGAUGGAGAGAAAGAGAAGAAAGUAUCUGUGCUGAUCUUGGAUGAUGAUGAGCCUGAAGGACAGGAAUUCUUUUAUGUUUUCCUCAGCAGCCCUCAGGGUGGAGCUCAGGUUGUACAAGAAAAGGAUGAAGUGGGAUUUGCUGCUUUUGCGGUCAUCAUCAUCGCAGGGAAUGAUCUUCAGAAUGGCAUCCUAGGAUUCAGUGAGAAGUCCCAGAGUGGGCUUGUAUUGGACGAAGAUGCUGAUCAAAGAAGAGUGCAUCUCACCAUCACAAGGCAACCUAACAGGGUUUUUGAAGACGUCCAGAUUUUUUGGAGGGUCACGUUGAACAAAACAGCAGUUGUGCUCCAGAGAGACGGAAUAAACUUGGCUAAUGAACUGGUGUCUGUGUCAGGAACCGUAACCUGUGCUGCGGGACAAACAGAAUGCCUGUUCUAUAUUGAGCUCAAACCCGAUAAGAUACCUGAAUUUGAAGUCGAUUUUUUUGUGGAGCUCUACGAAGUGGGGGUCGGAGCAGCGGUGAACAGCAGUGCCAGAUUUGCCCACCUGACAAUCCUGGAAAGUGACUCUCCUCGAGGCCUCAUCUACUUUGCUGUGGGAUCUCGGUUAGCCGCAGCUCACAAAAAGUCCACGGUUCUCAGUCUGCAGGUGGUUCGAGAAGCUGGUGCCACCCUCACCGUGUCGGUUAACUUUAGCAGCCGGGAGCUGAGAAGAGCAGAAGAGGUUGGCCGUACCAUCGUAUCUCCGGCUAUCGCUGGAAAGGAUUUUGCCAGAGCCGAAGGCACCCUGGUGUUUGUACCCGGGCAGAGAAAUGCGGCAUUAGAGGUCAACCUAACCCCAGAGACGGGCUCUCUCAAUCCAUUUCCCAAGCGCUUCCAGAUUGUGCUCUCCAACCCCACGGGCGGAGCCAGGGUCGAUGGGGCCUACGGCACCGCCAACGUCACCCUCGUGUCGGACGCCGAUAGUCAGGCCGUGUGGGGGCUGGCUGACCAGUUGCACCAGCCCCUCAACCCCACCAUUCUGGACCGGGUGCUCCAGACUCUGAACACCAGAGUGGUCACUGAAAUGACUGAAGAACAGCUCAGUGCCGUAAUGCACAUAACAGAUAAGGUGGCGGUCGAAGGCGAAAAUCAAGCUUUCAGCAUCGAGAGCCGAAAUCAUUUCUACGAGAUCCUCUGUGCUCUUCUUAACCCAAAGCGUGAAGACACCAGGAGGUUCAGUCAUUUUGCCGAUGUGACUGAGAAGUUUGCAUUUUCUCUUCCAACAGGGAUAGCAUGUGGCUCUCCUGGGGAGAAAGGCAGAACCAUCUUGGACACUUGCCCAUAUCUGUCUAUAACGGCCCUUCACUGGUACCCCCAGCAGAUCAAUGGUCACAGAUUUGAAGGGAAGGAAGGGGAUUCCAUCCGCGUUCCUGAGCGCUUAUUGCAAGUUCCCAUUGCCCCCUUUCUGGGGGAAGUGGGCGGGAACUGUAAAUUUGUCCAGUUCACGGAGUACAGCAGCCAGCAGUGGUUCAUUACGGAUACCACAGGGCCUGCCCUGAAAAACAAGAUUUUGUCUCUGAGUGUGAAGGGUCAGAGUUCAUAUCCACUAACCAACAGCAACGAAGUUCUCUACCGGAUCUACGCUGCCGGACAGCGAAUCAUUCCCCAAAAGUCUUCUUGUCUCCUCUGGAAUCGGGCUGCAGCGAGCUGGUUGUCUGACAGUCAGUUCUGCAAAGUGGUCGAUGACAAUUCCGACUACGUGGAAUGUGCCUGUUCCCACAUGUCGACCUACGCAGUCUCUGCCCAGACAGACAGCUUGUCUUCCUACAAUGAAGCCUUUUUCUCUUCUGGAUUUAUUUGUAUCUCAGGUUUUGGACUGGCUGUUCUCUCUCAUCUCCUCUGCGCCAGGUAUUCCAUGUUUGCCGCUAAGCUGUUGACUCAUAUGAUGGCUGCCUGCUUCGGGACUCAGGUGGCAUUUCUGGCUUCCGCGUACGUGAGUCGCCAACUGUCAGAGGAGAGCUGCUCAGCCCUGGCCGCCGUUACCCACUACCUUUACCUCUGCCAGUUCAGUUGGAUGCUCCUUCAGGCCGUGAAUUUCUGGUAUGUCCUGGUGAUGAAUGAUGAGCACACAGAACGACGUUAUCUCCCCUUCUUCCUUCUGAGUUGGGGACUUCCGGCUUUUGUUGUGAUCCUGCUCUUGAUCGUUCUGCGAGGGAUCUAUCAUCACAACAUGUCUCAAAUCUACGGCUUGAUCCACGGUGACCUGUGCUUUAUCCCAAACGUCUAUGUGGCCCUCUUUGCUGCGGCUCUGAUUCCCCUGGUGUGUCUAGUGGUGGUGUUGGUGGUAUUCAUCCAUGCCUAUCAGGUGAAGCCUCAGUGGAAAGCCUACGAUGACGUCUUCAGAGGGAGAACAAAUGCGGCAGAAGUCCCGCUGAUCUUAUACCUCUUUGCUCUGAUUUCCGUCACCUGGCUGUGGGGCGGACUGCACCUGGCGUACAGGCACCUCUGGAUGCUCGUCCUCUUCGUCAUUUUCAACAGUUUGCAGGGCCUGUAUGUGUUUGGGGUGUAUUUCAUUCUGCACAACCAGACCUGCUGUCCCAUGAAAGCCAGCUACACGGUGGAGAUGAAUGGGCACCCGGGGCCGGGGGCAGCCUUCUUCACCCCGGGCAGCGGCCUGCCUGCCACCGGCACUGAGAUAAGCAAGUCCACUCAAAACCUCAUCAGCGCCAUGGAGGAGGUCCCGGCUGACUGGGAUCGGGCCUCCCUGCGGCAAGCGGGCCGGGCGAGCCCAAAGACCACUGCUGCCUCCCCUCCUUCCGCUGGCACCGAGGAGGAGGAAGCCCAGGAGUUUGACGACUUGAUCUUCGCAUUAAAAGCCGGUGCCGGGCUCAGCAUCAGCGAUAAUGAAUCUGGCCAAGAGAGCCAAGAAGGCAGGACCGGGGCCGACUCGCAGAUUGUAGAACUUAGAAGAAUACCUAUAGCCGACACUCACCUCUAGCGCCCUUAAA